This is a messenger RNA of Brenthis ino (lesser marbled fritillary), 1524 nucleotides long. NCBI's taxonomy places the organism in Eukaryota, Metazoa, Arthropoda, Insecta, Lepidoptera, Nymphalidae. The record is from the annotation of a GenBank genome assembly.
AUGUUGGUUUCAUUGUUUACAGAAUCCCAACUAAGAAAAAUGGGGAGCAGCGAAGGUCAGCAAACCUUUUGCUUAAAAUGGAAUCAUCAUAAAACCAACCUAGUAGAAAUUUUAGAAGCUUUAAUUAAAGUCGAGACGUAUGUUGAUUGCACGCUGGUCGUCGACGACCAAGUAACCUUUAAAGCACAUAGGGUAGUACUUGCUGCUAAUUCACCAUACUUUCAAUCAAUAUUAGCAGAUGUACCUAUGGAUCAUUGCAGUAUACUAUUUCCAGGAGUUAAAGACUUCGAAAUGCGUGCUCUUCUCGAAUAUAUGUACACGGGUGAAGUUAAUGUCACUCAAGCGCAUAUUCCGCGUAUCAUGAAGGUGGCGGAACAACUUGAGGUAAAGGGCUUGUUUGAUAUGACAGAACUACGGCGUCGACCUGGGAGUAGUGAACGCACUCCUGCGGCUUCUCCUCCGCGCGUGGUCCCAGCUGCGCCAUCUAGCGUUUCGCCUCCCAUGACGUCUACUCGAUGGCCGCUUGCACCUUCCGCACCCGUACUUUCAGCUGCUUACGAUUCUGCAGACAUGAACCCGUUAAAACGUAAAAAACUAUCUAGUAUGCUAGCUACUCGUGACACCCCAAUACUACGAAACGUUCUCGCUCAAGCUACUCCAGUGGAUUCAUCUCAGCCUAUGUCGCUUGUGUGUCACCCUGUCAGUCAGCAUGAAUCAACACGCUUGCACUCUAACGGGUCGGCACAUGAAUCUGAAAGACCUGCUAGUCCACAAAGGCCAUUUGAUUACCGUCCCAGGCGACUGUCCUCUAGAGCUUCUUCUCCGCAUUACAAUCGUUCAGACCGAUCAGAGGACGCUCACUCACCAUACACUGAGCGGUCUUUCGAAGACGAUAAUCAACGAUCAUUUCAUCCAUCUCCACCUCCAACUAAUUUUCAACAAGAUGUGAGAGCUGGUUUAGCUCCCUAUGUACCACCUCAGCAAAAACCUGAAUGGAAACGAUAUAAACAGUACACGAGGUCAGAUAUCAUGUCUGCUAUUGAAUGUGUUCGAAAUGGAAUGAGCGCUUUACAAGCCUCCCGUAAAUACGGUGUUCCAUCACGCACAUUGUACGAUAAAGUGAAAAAACUAGGCAUUACUACAAGUCGCCCUAUGAGCCGUGGAGUAAAAAGAGAAUCAAACGGCGCAGCUUUCCCUUACGGUCUAAGUGGGACCGGCGGCAAUGAUGACGGGGCGCCAACAACACCGCUUAUAGAUCCAUCUUUCCUACAACAAGCACUAGAAGGAGCUACUAGAGAUGGAGGCCGAGAAGCUUUACAUGCUAUGGCCUUAGCUGCCGCAGCUCAUGCUGCUUUAGCUCCUCGAACCCCACCUCGUUCAGCACCCCAGUCACCCCGAUCUCCUCCAGCUGACAAUGAUCAUGUUGAAGACCUCUCGGUGGCGCGACGACGCGAUCCAGAUCCACCUUCAGGUGUAAUAGUACCGCCUCGUAACUUUGCGCUUGAUUGCAGCAGCGACAGAGAU